AUGUCGUGGUUUGGCUCAUCUACGUCUUCACUCCAACUUGAGCUCGACAACAAAAUAUCAGAAGCUACAUCCGAAACGAUUCCCAAUGGAGAAAUUGAUUUAUCUGUGGCAUUAGAAAUCACUGACUUUAUUAGAUCGAAAAAACUACCUGCUCAAACAUGUAUGAGAAGCUUGAAGAAGCGAUUAAACAUGGUUUAUUCAAACCCCAACUUGAUCACCAGUACUUUGAAGUUGAUUGAUUUGUGCGUUAAAAACGGUGGGUUCCAUUUUCUCGUUGAAUUGAGUUCACGAGAAUUUGUUGACUACUUGGUUGACUUUAUUUUCAAGAUUCACUACAAUGUUCAAGAAAGUCUGGUGAAGCAGGAUGAAUCAAAGUAUAAUGUGGGGCAGUAUAUCCUUGAAUUGGUUAAAUCAUGGUACACAGCAUUUAAGGGACAAUUACAAUUGAAUUAUGUGGAGAAAAAGUACCAAGAAUUGGUCAAUGAAGGCUAUCAAUUCCCCUCGGUGGAUGAUUCAGUAAUUGAUUCGAAAUUCGUGGAUUCUGAAGUUCCACCUGAUUGGAUCGAUUCUGAUUCCUGUAUGAUUUGUUAUGCUCCCUUCUCCAUGUUGAAUAGAAAACAUCAUUGUCGUGCAUGUGGUGGGGUAUUUUGUCAAGAUCAUUCAAAGAACAACACAACAUUGGUGAAUUUGGGGAUUAUGGAACCAGUUAGAGUUUGUGACAAUUGUUAUGCUAAACAAAAGCAUAAAAAUAAGGGCAAGUCUGGAAAUGUUGUAAGGAGGACAGGAAGUGGUGCUGUUGAUCCCGGCGACGAUGAAGAUGAGCAAAUGAAACGCGCAAUUGAAUUAAGUUUACAGGAUAGUGGGGUACAGAUCGAACCCCCAAAGGAGCCACCCAGAUCAUCCAGUGAUGCUAAUCAUCAAGACGAUGAAGAAGAAGAUGAGGAAUUAAAGGCUGCAUUGGCCGCAAGUUUAAGGGAGUACGAACAAUCACAACCACAAACACAACAAUCGCAACAGACUACUGGCUCUCUUGAAAAUCCGUUUUCAAAUGAAACGGCUCUGCAACCAGCAUCAGAUGUUUACAAUAUAGAUUUCACUUCUGCUUCAAAUUAUCAGCGUUCUCAAUAUAAUGUCCCACAAGGACAGUUUCAAGCUCAACACUCGCAAUUGUCCCAACAACAACAACAACAACAACAACAGCAGCAGCAGCAGCAGUUUAUACCACCACAACCACCGCAGCAGCAGCACCCACAAGACCUUUCACAAUCCGAAGAGGAACAGAUCAAUUUGUUUAUUACGUUAAUGAAUAAUGUGCGUAAUGACUCAAAGAAGCAAGCUAAUAUAAUGUAUGAUCAGAACUUGAAUGAAUUGCAUUCACAAGUAAUACGCUUGAAACCAAAAGUCAAUAGAUCACUACGUGAAGCAAUGAAUAAGUACAGUCAAUUUGUGGAAAUGAGUAAUAAAUUGAGUACAAUAGUUAGAUUGUAUGAUCAAUUUUGGGAGCAGAAAUUGAAUGCGGGUAUGAAUAAUGUUGGUUUUGGCAAUGACAAUGAGUACCCAUUGUAUCCACUGGUUGGGUAUCAAGCAUACCCAAAACAGCAAGUAAGUCAACCAGCAUUGAGCCAACAAGCAAGUGGAGUUGCACCAACUCAACAGCUGCCUUAUUCACAAUACAAUGGACAAGCUCCAUCAGAGCCCGAUUUUGAGGCAUCUUAUACACCUGCUGCUACACACCAAAAUGGAUUUUAUAGUCAACCCACUGAGCCCAGUUUGGAAGGUGAGGAACUAAAACAGCAAUAUCCACCACAGACAAGCCGUAAACAAUCUCAAACGGUGUAUCCAACGAGCGAAAUACUUCCUGAUUCAGGAGACAGUGAUCAAGAAAAGAGCACUAACAACAACAGUGAUAACAACAAUGAUUAUGUCACCGUGUCGUUACCACACUAUCCACCACCUGAGGACUUGAGCAAUGAAUUACCGCCGCAAUCGUUUAUUCGACACGCAACAAGCAACUUACCCGCCAAUGCCUACGAAGCUGCAUCAGCAAAGUACCCUGCAUUGGAUGAUGUCGAAGAGGAUUACGAAAGACAGAAUCCUUCCAAAGGGCAGCAACAACAGCAGCAGCAACAACAGCAGCAGCAACAACAAGAGCAGCAGCAACAACAAGAGCAGCAGCAACAACAUCAUGGAUUGAAUGAGCUUCCACAGUUGCCCCAGAAUUUGCCGUCUUUUGACCAGGAUGGGCGGAACGAGGCGGUGGCAAGUCGUAGUCGUAGACAGUCGCUGUUUGAACCAGAGCCAUUAAUAGAUUUAUAG
This is a messenger RNA of Lodderomyces parapsilosis, 2316 nucleotides long. It is a transcript of the gene VPS27, whose product is annotated as ESCRT-0 subunit protein. Gene Ontology annotation, cellular component: ESCRT-0 complex. Gene Ontology annotation, biological process: protein transport to vacuole involved in ubiquitin-dependent protein catabolic process via the multivesicular body sorting pathway; protein targeting to vacuole. Bases 1 to 2316 code for a protein of 771 amino acids. The record is from RefSeq and is a predicted model, not a curated record. Lineage: Eukaryota; Fungi; Ascomycota; Pichiomycetes; Serinales; Debaryomycetaceae. Gene Ontology annotation, molecular function: metal ion binding; phosphatidylinositol-3-phosphate binding; ubiquitin binding. The transcript has a single exon.